This is a messenger RNA of Schizophyllum commune H4-8, 1302 nucleotides long. RefSeq names its product alpha/beta-hydrolase. Lineage: Eukaryota; Fungi; Basidiomycota; Agaricomycetes; Agaricales; Schizophyllaceae. The transcript has 10 exons. The record is from RefSeq and is a predicted model, not a curated record. Bases 1 to 1302 code for a protein of 433 amino acids.
AUGCCAGUACUUUUCUGGAUCUAUGGAGGCGGAUUCUACCAAGGGAGUACUAGCCAAUACAAUAUGACCAACUUGGUUGAGCAGAGCGUCAAGAGGGGGACCCCCGUCAUGGUCGUCACGUCGAAUUACCGAGUAGGCCCGCUAGGCUUCCCCCAAGGGAAUGAAGCGCAAGAUGAUGGCGUGCUGAACCUUGGCAUUUUGGACGCCAAAGUGGCUCUUGAGUGGGCGCAGGAGAAUAUCGGCGCGUUUGGCGGCGAUGACAGCAAGAUCACCGUCUUCGGUCUCAGUGCAGGGAGUAUCAUCAUUAGCAUCCUUAUGCUUGAUCCCAAUUUCUCUGAGUUAGCCCGCGCAGCUAUAUUGGAGUCCGGCUGGGCUGCCACACUACCCCUCAAGUACCCUACCGACAACGAAGCCGCAUGGCGCUCCUUCGUUCACGGAAUUCCCGAGUGCGCAUCGACCAUAGAUAAUAGCACGACCCUGGACUGCCUUCGCGGUCUCGAUAACUCGAGCGCAUUACUUGCGAACAUCAAUCCACAAGAUGCAUACGGAGCAAGUCUCUUUCCGUUCGGUCCCGUCAUCGACGGUCCUGGAGGCGUCGUGCCCGAUCUUCCCUCGAAUUUGUAUGCACACGGAAAUUACACACUGUUGCCGACAAUAUCUGGGAAUGUCCUUGACGAGGGCACUUUGUUCGUUCCCAAUCCAUACGCGAAUCUGACGACAGACACGAUCGUCGACGUCUUCAUCAAGAACUUCUCUACGCCGCUCAUCGACGCCGAGGUGUUCAGCAGCUCGAUCGCGAAGGUUGUGUCGCUUUACCCAGAAGACCCAUCCGCGGGCUCGCCUUAUGGCACUGGCAACGAGACCUUCGGUCUGCAUCCUGGAUACAAACGAAUCGCUUCGUUGGUCGGUGAUAUCAACUUCGACGCCCUACGUCGCGGAUGGGCGCAGAUGUCCGCCUCAGCGGGGGUGCCGACGUAUAAUUUUCUCUUCAGUCAGCCUCAGCCUGGGUAUCCGCCAGCGCUAGGAGUUCCUCAUGGGUCCAAUAAUGCAUACCAAUUCGGGACGGAGGAGCCCGCGGACCUCGCCCUUGCGACGGCCAUCAUGGACUACUGGCUCUCUUUCGCGACGAGCUUGGAUCCGAACGAUGGAUUGGGCUCUGCGAGACCGGAAUGGCCUGCAUAUGAUGUGGACACCGAGGUGCUACUGCAGCUCCAGGACGGCAAUAUCACGACCAUACCGGAUGAUUAUCGCAAAGAGAAGAUCGACUUUGUUCUCGAGAACCCACUUGUAUUCCACCAUUGA